This is a messenger RNA of Miscanthus lutarioriparius, 612 nucleotides long. Lineage: Eukaryota; Viridiplantae; Streptophyta; Magnoliopsida; Poales; Poaceae. The record is from the annotation of a GenBank genome assembly.
AUGAAAGUGGAUGGACAAAAGACUCUGUGCGAUAGAUCUGUUGCUUUCCCUGGUUCUGAUGGCUUGGUCUCAAAACUGUUUGACGCAGACAGAGGCGGCAACCAAAAAAGUGUGCCCAGAUUUGGACUGCUACUUUCGCUCGGCGUGGUAGAUAUGUUUUUUAUCAAUUUGUCCUACGUAGCUAUGUUGCAAGAGGUUGCUCACCGGUGCUGCCUACCUUAUGUAUCCUAUAUACAUGAGGUGGUACAGGAUGGGAAAGAUAUAUACGGUAUAGAGGUUGAAUUGACCCCCGGUAUGGUCCAGGGAGCCUCAACAACACUCUUUUUCUGGGCUGAACCUGCUGUGGAUCCUGCCGUGGCCUACGAAGUAACAGCAUUGCAGGCUCUUGUAGUUCUACAGGGGAUAUAUGGAUUUGUUCUUCUUGAUUAUAGUGUCCAUGGGCUUCAAUUAUAUAGGGAUCUAGCUCGCCAUCUAUUCUGCAUUGCAAAUAGAGGAGCUCAGCUUGCUAGGUUGGUCGUUGCAGCGCCCAGCGACGAUGUUAGACCGUUGUCGGCUGUUACAGCAUUCGCGCAACUGGUGUUAGAUGAACUCAUCGUGCUGUCGCGCGAUUGA